This is a messenger RNA of Elgaria multicarinata webbii, 713 nucleotides long. It is a transcript of the gene SNRPC, whose product is annotated as small nuclear ribonucleoprotein polypeptide C. The record is from RefSeq and is a predicted model, not a curated record. The transcript is spliced from 6 exons. Gene Ontology annotation, biological process: mRNA 5'-splice site recognition; spliceosomal snRNP assembly; mRNA splicing, via spliceosome. Gene Ontology annotation, molecular function: zinc ion binding; pre-mRNA 5'-splice site binding. NCBI's taxonomy places the organism in Eukaryota, Metazoa, Chordata, Lepidosauria, Squamata, Anguidae. Gene Ontology annotation, cellular component: nucleus; U1 snRNP. Bases 65 to 544 code for a protein of 159 amino acids.
CACGGUGACUACGCCAUUUCCUGUCGACGCUUGCGCGACCGGGAGCGCAUCGCUUGGGCGCAACAUGCCGAAGUUUUAUUGUGAUUACUGUGAUACUUACCUCACCCAUGACUCUCCAUCUGUGAGAAAAACCCAUUGCAGUGGAAGGAAACACAAAGAGAAUGUGAAAGACUACUAUCAAAAAUGGAUGGAAGAACAAGCUCAGAGCCUGAUUGAUAAAACAACGGCUGCAUUUCAACAAGGCAAAAUCCCACCUACUCCGUUUUCUGCUCCACCUCCAGGAGGAGCUAUGAUACCACCGCCACCUAAUCUCCCUGGUCCUCCACGGCCUGGUAUGAUGCCAGCACCCCAUAUGGGUGGACCUCCAAUGAUGCCAAUGAUGGGGCCACCUCCCCCAGGAAUGAUGCCAGUUGGACCUGCUCCAGGAAUGAGACCACCCAUGGGAGGGCAUAUGCCAAUGAUGCCAGGGCCACCAAUGAUGAGACCUCCAUCCAGACCCAUGAUGGUGCCAACCAGACCAGGAAUGGCUCGUCCAGACAGAUAAAGUGAAAGUGGACCUACCAUUCCAACUUCAUUUUAUGUAUGCCCUUCUGUGACGGAGAGCCCCAGGAAUUACAUUGCCACAGACAUCAACAAACCUGUUCCUUUUUCAAUUUGCAAGUUUAAAAUGUGGGGAGGGGAGGGGGAAGAGGGGGAAUAUUGGACUAAUGCCU